AGGAACUUGUUUUUCAAUUUGAUUACUCUUUUCGGUUUCCACCAUCUGUGAUUUCAAUGUUAGUUAUCCAGAGUGUGCGUGUGUGUGUGGAUUUAUUCGCUUCGGGUAGCAACUGAACUGAACCAUAAUAUUGCAAACCGUUUGUUUGUUUUUUUUUGUCUCUUCUAUGCACCAUUUCUCGUUGUGUUUUUAUAGUCCUUUACUUUGUUUUGAAGUAGGUUGCUUAUGGAGCUCGUGAUAAUUUGAUUUGGUCGAUGCCAAACUAGACAUACUGGUUGUGGGCGACAUCUAGGCGGCUCAUUUUUGGCAACAGAGAUACAAUCUGUUUCGACAAUGGAAAAUGAGGAACAUACUGUCGGGAAUGUGAAGCGACAGUUGGCAAAACUGUUUGAAGCAGCACUCGAGGAAACAGUGCCUAAUGAGCCAGAUGUAGAGCCUUUGGUUGCUGCUUGCACUGCAAAAUUUGGUGAUUACCAGUGUAAUAACGCAAUGGGCCUAUGGUCUAAAAUAAAAGGAAAGCAAAACGAGUUGAAGGGUCCUCUAUCUGUUGGACAGGCCAUAAUCCGAAACCUUCCUCAAUCUGAAAUGAUAGAAUCAUGCUCUGUUGCUGGGCCAGGAUUUGUGAAUGUUGUAUUAUCAAAAGACUGGAGGGCCAAGAGUCUUCAAAAAAUGUUAGUUGAUGGUAUCGAUACAUGGGCACCACGGCUUCCAAUCAAAAGGGCCAUUGUUGAUUUUUCAUCUCCCAAUAUAGCGAAGGAAAUGCAUGUAGGCCACUUAAGAUCUACAAUUAUUGGGGAUACGCUUGCCCGUAUGCUCGAGUUUUCAAGUGUUGAAGUUCUUCGGCGAAAUCAUGUUGGUGACUGGGGGACACAGUUUGGCAUGUUGAUUGAAUUCCUCUUCGAAAAGUUUUCAAACUGGGAAGAUGCUAAUGAAACAGCUGUCGGGGAUCUGCAGGCAUUCUAUAAGGCAUCAAAACAGAGAUUUGACAGUGAUCGUGAAUUUAAGGAGAAGGCAAAAAAGGCAGUGGUUCGACUACAGGCUGGUGAAGCUAAGUAUCAUAGGGCAUGGGCACAGAUUUGUGAAAUCAGUCGGAAUGAGUAUAACAGGGUUUAUCAACACCUUGGAGUUCAUUUAGAGGAAAAGGGGGAGAGCUUCUACAAUCCAUAUAUCCCUGACGUUUUGAAGGAAUUGACUAGUAAAAAUUUAGUUGAGGACAGUCAGUGUGCUCGUGUGAUCUUUAUUGAAGGGUUCAAUAUACCUCUUACUGUUGUGAAGAGUGAUGGUGGUUACAAUUAUGCUUCAACUGAUCUAGCAGCUCUUUGGUAUCGCCUUAAUGAAGAGAAAGCUGAGUGGAUUAUAUAUCUCACUGACGUUGGCCAGCAACAGCACUUUGAUAUGGUGUUUAGGGCUGCCAAACGUGCAGGUUGGCUUCCAGCUGAGGAUAACACAUACCCUAAGGUUAGCCAUGUGGGUUUUGGUCUUGUUCUUGGAGAAGAUGGGAAGCGCUUUCGAACUCGAAACACUGAAGUUGUUCGAUUAGUUGACUUACUUGAUGAAGCCAAGAGUCGCAGUAAAACAGCCAUUAUUGAUCAUGGUAAGGAUGUAGAAUGGACUGAAGAGGAGCUUGAGCAAACUGCCGAGGCAGUCGGUUAUGGUGCUGUUAAGUAUGCUGAUUUGAAGAACAACAGAUUGACAAAUUACACCUUUAAUUUUGAUCAGAUGUUAAAUGAUAAGGGCAAUACUGCUGUAUACUUGCUGUAUGCUCAUGCUUGAAUCUGUUCAAUCAUCAGAAAAUCUGGUAAAAACAUUGAGGAGUUAAAGAAUACUGGGGCAAUAAUGUUGGAUCAUGCGGAUGAGCGUGCGUUGGGGCUUCAUCUGCUACAAUUUUCUGAGAAUGUUGAGGAGGCCUGCACUAAUCUACUGCCAAACGUGUUGUGUGAAUACCUCUAUAAUUUGUCAGAAAACUUUACAAAAUUCUAUUCCAACUGUCAGGGAGAUGCAUCAAAAGAUACAAAAGUGAGUGAGGGAAUAUUAACACGAAAACUCUCCGAUUAACUUUGUUAUAUCGAAACUUGUUUAGGUCGUUGGUUCAGCUGAAGAAACAAGCAGACUCUUACUGUGCGAAGCUACUGCAAGUGUGAUGAGGAAAUGCUUUUAUCUCCUUGGAAUAGUACCCGUAUACAAGAUAUGAUGUAUUAAAUGGUUUAAUACACAUUUAAAGUAAGCUGUCAUUCAACGUGUACAUAGUAAUUAGGAUUGCAUUAAACAUAUUUACUCGUAUAAUAGAGCCAUAAGAGUGAAUGUCAAGUUCUAAAAUUAAAAAUAAAUCAGCAGGCAUGCACAUAAGCCAUCAUGAAGGCCAUGGCUUUGUUUUCUUUUUA
Juglans microcarpa x Juglans regia is the source of this 2381-nucleotide messenger RNA. Its product is annotated as arginine--tRNA ligase, chloroplastic/mitochondrial-like. The transcript is spliced from 17 exons. Gene Ontology annotation, biological process: arginyl-tRNA aminoacylation. NCBI's taxonomy places the organism in Eukaryota, Viridiplantae, Streptophyta, Magnoliopsida, Fagales, Juglandaceae. Gene Ontology annotation, molecular function: arginine-tRNA ligase activity; ATP binding. Bases 334 to 1773 code for a protein of 479 amino acids. Gene Ontology annotation, cellular component: cytoplasm. The record is from RefSeq and is a predicted model, not a curated record.